Molecule: messenger RNA, 846 nt
Organism: Staurois parvus
Lineage: Eukaryota; Metazoa; Chordata; Amphibia; Anura; Ranidae
Source: the annotation of a GenBank genome assembly
AUGGUGGCAAUCAAUACUGUGAAGAUAGAGGACGGGACAGUCUCCUGUGAGACCCCCGAGGGAACAGUGAAAAAUAUCAACAUUAACCAGAGGCCCUGCAUGGAGAGCCGGCUGGAUGCCAUUAAGAAUGUCAGAAUAGUCAGGAAAGAUGAACAAUGCAACCAGCCAGCCAGAACGUCCCCUUCUGGAGUAUAUCUAGGAGGUGGGGUCUCUCUUAUGAGCUUGGGUGUCUUCAGUCUCAUGCUGCAUAUUAUUUUUAUUGCGAUUCCUGUAGACCUUAAUAUCAGCUAUGCUGGGAUACACUUCUGGGUAGGAUUUCCGUUUUUUGUUGCUGGAGUAAUGCAUGUUGUGGCUUACAAAUAUCCUGAUGCAUUAUUGAGGCUCAUUUCCUUAAUUUCUCUGUUGGCCUGCAUGGCUGUGUCUAUUGCUGGCAUGGUCUUUGUUGUCACUGAGGUUUCUUCCGGAGGGAACAACAUGGAAUAUUUGUGUGAUAACCUCGGCCAAAGGCAAAACCGUGAUUACAAUCAAACGACACCUCUAAGAUACUACAACAGAUACUAUGACAGGGACUACGAUCUGAAGAGAUGCAAGAGGGGAUUUCAACAAUACCGGAACAUGCGGUUUGCCAUGGUCGUUAUGUCCUUGGUGAUGAUGAUCUGGGGCCUCUGUGCUUCCACUAUAACUCUGGGCUACAGAUUGAUGGUGAUUUUCAGGGCCCACAGACGGAAGAAAGAGAAAGCUGAUCCCCUGCUGUCACCAAACCCAACCCAAGACAUUAUUAUUGCUUUAAGAGGAGAAUGUGUCCUGCUUUUACAAAGGCUUAUUUCAUUUUUUAAGAGAGUAUAA